Leptopilina boulardi is the source of this 1201-nucleotide messenger RNA. RefSeq lists its product as uncharacterized. Gene Ontology annotation, biological process: detection of chemical stimulus involved in sensory perception of smell; sensory perception of smell. Gene Ontology annotation, cellular component: plasma membrane. Gene Ontology annotation, molecular function: olfactory receptor activity; odorant binding. The transcript is spliced from 7 exons. Bases 43 to 1035 code for a protein of 330 amino acids. NCBI's taxonomy places the organism in Eukaryota, Metazoa, Arthropoda, Insecta, Hymenoptera, Figitidae. The record is from RefSeq and is a predicted model, not a curated record.
AAUCUAAAAGGGUUGAGUUUCAUUUCUACAGGAGACAUCGAAAUGGAAACAUACAAUUCUUAUAUGAAAAUCAAUAAAUAUUUUUUAUGUGCCACUGGACUAUGGCCUUCUCAAUCAAAAUUUACUCAAAAAUUAAUUUCUUUUUUCAUUUGGCUUAGUCUUAUAAGUUUUCUCAUACCUCAAUUGGUGGCAUUAAUACAUAAUUGGGGUAAUAUGGAUAUUUUAAUUCAAUGGCUUCCACCUUGCUUUAUAAAUGUUGUUAGCAUAAGUUGUUUCACAGCUGCUUCGAUCAACAGAAAUAAAAUAAAAUUAAUUUUAUCGAAAAUGAAGGAUGAUUGGCGAUUUUGUAAAUCAGAUUCAGAAUUUGAAAUUUUACAGGAAAAUGGAGUUCUAGCAAGAAAUCUAAACAAUUCAAGACUUGUUUUCUUUUAUUUAGUCCUAGUGGAAUUUCUUACUGUGCCACUUAUUCCCAGUUUUUUGGAUGCAAUAAAACCAUUAAAUGAAUCCCGUCCAAGAAGAAUGAUUAUGGUUACAGAUUAUUUUGUGAAUCCAAAUAAUUAUUAUGGAGUAAUAGCCGCACACCAUUGGCACGUAUCUAUUGUAACAAUUUCACUUAUUUUAACUGUUGAUGGAAUUUUUACAUUUUUCAUCUACCACGCUUGUGGACAAUUUGAAAUUUUAGGAUUUAAGAUAAGAAAUCUUGUAAAAAUAGAUUACAGUGUAACUAUUUUAAAUGAAAGAAAUGUUAAAAAAGAAAUUAAAUUCUUUAUUGAGAAGCACAAAUCGGUUCUGAUGUUUGUGAAUCAUAUUAGUGAUUGCUUUUCGAUGUCAUACUUUUUGGGAUUGGGAUUAAAUGUUAUAAUGAUAAGCUUUACAGGAGUUCAGUUGGUAAUGAAUUUGGAUGAUCUAAGUGAAACUUUUAUAAUGGCUUCUUAUACCAUGGGUCAAGUUCUUCGUUUAUUUACUUUAACAAUACCAAGUCAACGUUUAAUCGAUCAAAGUUCUCUACUUUCACAAAAUAUGUUAAUAUGUUAAUUAAUAUGUUUAUUACAAAAAAAAAUUUAUAAUUCAAUUUUAAAUAAUUUUGAAAUUUCAGAUAUCAUUGCUAUUGGUAUAAUUUAUCUCCAGAGUCGAAAAAUUUAUUGAAAAUAAUAAUGAUGAAAUGCAUAAAACCCUGUUCUUUUACAGUGGGAAAAUUGUA